GCAGCUUAAAUUAAAAAAAAAAAGAGUAAGGAUCGAACAAAAGAUCGUUUCUCUUAUUUUAGAAAAAAAGAAAAUAGCAAACUAUGAACACUUCAUUACUGAACCUUGGCUUAAAUUGCUUUCACAUUUUCAGUCAGCUCCAUGAACAAGCUAACUCCAUCUUCAAUGUAGUCCAGUAAUUGAGUCUUCAUGUGAUUGCAUAGAGAAGGUUGAAUUGGGAAUCGCAAGAUUUAUGUAUGGCCUAUUAGUUAACAUGAUUGCAUCUUACUGUCAUAGUGUUCGUAGCUUAAUUGAUUCCAAAUUACCAGCCAAGGAAAUUCUGAGUGUUGAUUCUAUAUGCAAUUUUAAAGCCAAAGAUGUAUGUUAGAACAGUAUAUCUGUAUGAGUAGAAAUCAUGUGGUGAGCACUGGACAAAGAUAUAGUGGCGUGCGAUGCUGUUAUAGGUCAUCGUGGUGCUGCCAUGCUUGUUGUAGAAGUCUCACAAAGAUACGUGAACUGGGCUCAAAUUGAACACAUAUCACUUGCGGUGCCUAACACAUUCUCCUGAUGGACAAAUGAUGGUGCUUACGUAUCUCGCCCUCAAGCAUCGAUUGAUCCAGUCAAGGAUCAUUAAAGACUAGGAGAUGAUCAACGAUAAAAGGAUACUGGUCAGAUAAAAGUAUCUAGAUAAAGAAGACAAUGCCAAAAACUAACAGCGACGUCAAAAGUACCCCUUCAUGUGAACGAAUGAAAAAGAGAAGCUCAUAAAUGUACCAUAAAUUUGUUGGGACGUGGAUCCUUUUCACAGCCCAUGCACGACUGCAGUCCUUUCAUCAACCAGAUCCAGAUCCCAGUCCUCAACGGACACGAACACUUCCAAACCAGGGUGAUCGGGUGCCCGCAACGCCUCGCCGGAGGACGCCCAAUCCCUCACAACCAGCCCUGCACGGUUACCCCAGCCGCCAACUCCGGGUUACAAGACGUUGUGGGCUUGGUGAAGUCAUCCCAUCCAUCAGCAUCAGAGCGCUUUAUACAGGCCCCCCAACAUUCGAACACAUCUCAUUCGCUGCACACCGCCACAUUGCCCCAAGAUUUCUACCUGGGUAAACAGCCUCACGCCGCGGGGCAGGGCCUUGACUCGUGGAGCCCACUCCCUCCCGACGUGUGGCCGGUCCCAGCUCGGAUACCAACAGCCUCGUGUCGCCCUCUUCUCCCUCGCUCAUUAUGUCUACCAUCCUCUUGCCUACUUGGCGUCCUCCCGUGCCACCUCGCUGACCCCAAGUCCACCCCUUUCUGGGACAGGAUAAGGACCCUCCCCACUCCUUUAGUACCCCGCCCUUGCCACCCUCCAGUCUCCCAAACUCCAUUGUGGAUCAUUGCAUGGUUGUUGGUGCUCCUAUGGGACCUGAAGAGAAGAAGCACAAGAAGUGCUGCCCUCUCAGGAGGUCGAGGAAAGGCUGCAUGAAAGGCAAGGGUGGGCCUGAGAACCAGGCCUGCACCUUCAGAGGUGUGAGGCAGAGGACAUGGGGGAAGUGGGUCGCCGAGAUCCGCGAGCCAAACCGUGGCGCCCGUCUCUGGCUCGGUACCUUCAACACCUCCCUCGAGGCCGCCCAGGCCUACGACGCCGCCGCCCGUAGCCUCUAUGGCGAGUGCGCGCGGCUCAAUCUGCCUGAUUCGUCCUUUGUCGGAUCGGCAUCGACCACGCCGAUGUCGAUCAAGUCAGAGGUCUCCUGCUCUCCAAGCCAGUCGACCGGUACCAGUACCAGCGAGUCGAGGGUGAGCAUCCCCGAUAGCAGCAUGGAGUCGCCUACCUAUUUCUACAACGGCGGUGGUGGCGGCCUUGAUGAUUUAGAUGAUUAUGUCACGAGGUUGCCGAGGGCUGAGGAUUUUGGGCUGGAGGCUUUCCAGGAUGUGCCGCUUUUCGACGAUGUCGGAUACUCGAAUCCAGACUUCGACGGGGAGCUGAUGAAUCUUGAUACUUUGCAAUUGUCUUGGUGUCCUUGAGCAGCUUGAUCUAUAGCAGAUAGUGUGUUUGUGCGUAUUGUGUGCUUUAUCUUUGAAUCUUUGUGGAUAUUUGUAAGGGAUGUAUAUAGCAUAUAUAUAAGCCUGUGGGCUGAUGUAAAUAAGCAUGUUGUGAAAGUGUUGUAAACAGUCAUCAGUCAACAGCAUCCCUUUUAUUCGGGAUGCUUCUCUGGUGCUAGUUCCUUCAUGGAUAUAGACGACUACUUCUCUAAUAAUAUUCUCUUUCAUGAGGUUCCUUGCAAU
Molecule: messenger RNA, 2244 nt
Organism: Elaeis guineensis (African oil palm)
Lineage: Eukaryota; Viridiplantae; Streptophyta; Magnoliopsida; Arecales; Arecaceae
Product: dehydration-responsive element-binding protein 2C
Biological process (GO): positive regulation of DNA-templated transcription; response to stress
Cellular component (GO): nucleus
Molecular function (GO): transcription cis-regulatory region binding; DNA-binding transcription factor activity
Source: RefSeq, a predicted model, not a curated record